AUGUGCACUUCUUCAAUUCCCACGCUGGAGACUUCACUUGCUGUCAAGGAUCAUUACAAUACCGCAGAUGAACAAUGAUUGCCAUCUGGUGGCUGCCAGUGGUGCUACUGUGUCAGUGUUGGAGGUUUGGAAUCCAGCCUGCUGCCUGUAAACCUCUAUGGAUGUCACCACAGUUCCCCUGUGACGUCAAAGCUGAUAAUCAUUCUCAAAUCAUAUUUGACUGCAGAAGGCGUGACCUGAGGAGCGUGCCAGACGGGAUCACCAGUAACGCCACCGAGCUGAACUUAUCGGAAAAUCACAUUGAGUACAUAAAUCCAUAUGCCUUUUCUCAUCUGCUCAAUCUCACUCGGCUCUUUCUCAGCAGCAUCAAUAAAAAUAAGGAGUCAUUGACUAUUGCACCACAUGUUUUCCUAAAUCUAUCAAAGCUCCGUGAGCUAAAAUUGAGCAGUAACUCUCUGAAAGAAGUCCCUGGCCACCUCCCUCUCAGUUUGGAAAGCCUUGAAUUGACCGACAAUAACAUUGAGCACUUGGACAACAGGAGUUUCACUGGUGUACCAAACCUGACAAAAUUAUGCCUCCAGAAAAAUUGUUUCUUCUGGAAUCCCUGUGGCAGAUCCAUUGUUAUUGAAGAUGGCAGUUUUGCAGUUAUGACCAAACUAAAGGAACUGAACUUGGCUUUUAACAACUUAACCAGAGUUCCCAAAGGAUUACCCUCAUCGUUACACCAGUUAGUUCUGGCUAUGAACAGAAUACCACACAUAUAUAAAGACGACUUCAGCGGACUCCCGAAUUUGAAAGAGCUAAAAAUACAAGGGAAUUGUCCAAGGUGUCAGACUGCGCCAUUCCCCUGUGUGCCGUGCCAAAAUACUUCCUUAUACAUCCACCCGAACGCAUUUGCAGGUCUCAAUGAGCUGAAAACACUUAACUUGGGAGGAAACUCAUUGAAGACUUUGCAGACCUCUUGGUUUAAGAGUCUGACCCAACUGAAGGAGCUCUACCUCGAAUUUAACCUUUUAAGAGAUGCUAUUGUUGGUGAGGCACCAUUUUUUAGCUACCUCGGUAGUGUGGAAAAAAUGGACCUCUCUUUCAAUUUCCUCCCGCAUUCCUACCCUGCAACUAUCAAUAUUUCAAAAAACUUCUCAAAGCUUGUGUCGCUCAGAACUUUGCAUCUAGCAGGCAUGGUCUUCAAGGAAAUCAGACGUGAUACACUCAGCCCUCUGUAUGAGCUCAAAAACCUUUCCGCACUUAAUUUAGGGACCAAUUUCAUUUUUAACUCAAAUUCCAACUUUUUUGGUAAAUUUUCCUACCUUAAAAUGAUAUACCUAGGGGAAAACAGGCUGUAUCCCAUUGCAGCCAAGAGCCCCUUAGUUCAGAGUACUGGAAACAAUCAUAAGUUAGGCCUUUCAAUGUCACCAAUCAUUGGCCACCAUGGGAAGGACUUCCAGUUGGAGCUGACACACGGCCUCAUCAAGCAGGCGUGCUUCAAUGCCGGCCGAGUGCUCAUCCUCAGCUCAAACAAUCUGUUCUUUAUUUCUCCAGAGCAGUUUGAAGGCUACGGAGAUAUCGCAUGUCUCAACCUGUCAAGAAAUGGUUUUUCAGCUGCUCUGAACGGUACGGAAUUCUCACCGCUGAGUAAUCUGACCUACUUGGACUUGUCGUUCAAUAAAAUUGAUCUUGCCUACAACAACGCCUUCAAGGAACUCAAGAAACUAGAAGUGCUCGACCUUAGUUACAAUUCUCACUAUUUUGAAGCCUACGGUGUAACGCAUAAUAUGAAUUUUUUGAAGAACCUGCCUGCCUUGAGGGUACUGAACAUGAGUCAUAAUUCCAUUUCCACCUUAACAACUAAAGAGUUGUCCAGCAAAUCUUUACGCGAACUCCAGUUUCAAUAUAAUUGCCUAGGGACACUUUGGAAAGGAAAGGACAGCUCAUACGCAAUGCUUUUCUCGAAUCUUACCAAUUUGACCAUUUUGGACAUAUCCUACAACAAAAUCAAAAAGAUGCCCAAAAAUGUGAUUGUAAACUUGCCGCGUAACCUCACAGUACUUCAUAUAAGUCACAACUUCCUCGUCGACUUCAACUGGGAGCAGCUGAAGACCUUCCCUCGGCUUGAGAUAUUAGAUCUCAGCUUCAAUUCUUUGUCCUUCAUAACUCAUGAAAUCGCAAGCGUCAGCCACAACCUGACUCUGCUCGACAUGAGUCACAAUUACAUUUCGCAGUUGACCGAUGGAUUUUUAAAGGGCGCGAAAAGUCUCCGGACUCUUGUCCUUAGCUCCAACAGACUAACUAUAAUCAAUCAAACAACCUUCCCAACAGGAUCUGAAAGUCAACUUCACACUCUGUUUUUGGAGGACAACCCUCUGCAGUGCACCUGUGACAUGUUGGACUUCAUCCUGUGGAUUGAAAGCACCACUGUCAAGAUACCUAAAUUGACCACUUGGGUGAAAUGCGACACGCCGGCCAACCAAAAGGGUCAAGUUUUGAUAAAGUUUGACAUUAACCAGUGUGUAAAUGACAGUCAGGCCUUUCUGAUUUCUAUUCUUUCAACUUCCAUCAUUAUCGUUUUUAUGUUCAUCACCAUGACGAAUCACUUGUUUUACUGGGACGCCACUUAUGUCUUGCACUACCUUAAAGCAAAAUUCAAAGGCUACCAUUCCCUGAAAUGCUCAGACAGCAUCUACAACGUCUUCGUAACUUAUGACACCGAAGACCCGCAAGUCUCAAAGUGGGUGAUGGGGGACCUUCGUUUGAAACUGGAGGACGAAAGUGACAAAAGUCUUCCUUUGUGUCUAGAGGAAAGGGACUGGACCCCCGGAGUACCGCUGUUAGAAAACCUCACUCAAAGCAUCCGAUACAGCCGCAAGACUCUAUUUGUCCUGACGCAGUCCUACGUCAAGACGGGGAUUUUUAGGCUGGCCGUAUAUCUGGCUCACCAAAGACUGCUCGAUGAGAACAAGGAUGUGAUUGUGCUGCUGAUGCUGGAGCCGGUUCUCCAACACUCUCACUUCCUGCGGCUGAGGAGGCGGCUGUGUGGGAAAAGCGUCAUGGAGUGGCCCAGAACGGCCGCGGCAGAACCCUGGUUUUGGCAGAAUCUGAAGAACGUGGUCAGAGUAGACAAUCAGGUGUUGUACAAUGAGACCUAUAAAAGGUACUUCACCAGCAAGUAAAAAAAAAAAAUAGAAGACAAAAGAUGGUUCUCUCUGGAUUAUUUAUCUUGUAUCGACUCUAAUCACUUCAAGUAUUUUCAAACAGCAUGUUGCUAUUGCUGUUCUUUAAUAUGUUUCUCCACCUGGGAUUAAAAUUACAGAAGAUAGUAAACAUGUUAAUUACAUUUAUUGUGUUUCAUAUGUUACAGUGUGUAAGUAAUUUAUUUCAAAGUUGUGUCAUUUUGUAAGACAAACAAAAUGCUGUAAUUUCUACAGAAUGGGAUAUUUAUGGGCUAUAUGACUAAAGGGUUUUUUUAUGAUUUUUUUUUAGGAUUUUGUUGUUGAUGCUGUUUAUUGUUUUAACCAUUCAAUGCAAAAAUGUCACUCAUCCAAAUUUUUAAAAUAAAAUCUCAUCAUCUAUCGGCCCCUUAACUUGUGUGUCUACAGAAAAAAUAACAUUCCAACAUUCCAAUUCCAGUGAAAACCAAAUAAGAGAUUUUUUUUUAGUUCAUUAAAGAAUCUAAUCAACUAUGUAAUUACAAAGUAAAUUUGUAAAAACAUUAUAUUUUCUUAUUAUUUAUCUCUCUUAUUAUUGUCAUUAUUUUUAGUAGCAGUAGUAGUAGUAUUUGUUGUUGUUGAUGUAGUAGUAGUAGUAGUAGUGGUAGUAGUAGUGAUAUUGUUGUAGCACUACCAAAGACAGUCAGUGAUAAUAAAAUGAGUGUAGAUACAAAAAUAAGAGCAACAUAAUUUUCUGAAGUGUUAUAUUUAUACUUAUUUGUAAAAGAAAAAACAUACAGAUAGUUUUGUGCCUAAAACAAAAUGUACAGUACUGUGCAUAUACACAUGUGGUUGUGUAUCAUGUAGCUUUGAAUAGACUCAGUGGACAAAGCAAAAAUGUACAGAUGUUUAUGUGUUAAAAAGGUACUGGUAACUAUUUUUAUUUUUAAUCACGCACAGUAAGAUUUUUACCCUGUUACAUCUUGUCACAGAGGCAUGAUUGACCUGAUGUAUGUAUCUAUGUGAAUCAAAAAGUUCUUUGAAUUAACAGAAAAUUGCACAAUUAUACAUUUGAAAAUGAA
Molecule: messenger RNA, 4225 nt
Organism: Thalassophryne amazonica
Lineage: Eukaryota; Metazoa; Chordata; Actinopteri; Batrachoidiformes; Batrachoididae
Product: toll-like receptor 8
Exons: 3
Coding region: 75-3167 (1030 amino acids)
Biological process (GO): canonical NF-kappaB signal transduction; defense response to virus; positive regulation of interleukin-6 production
Cellular component (GO): plasma membrane
Molecular function (GO): pattern recognition receptor activity; protein binding
Source: RefSeq, a predicted model, not a curated record